This is a messenger RNA of Wasmannia auropunctata (little fire ant), 3575 nucleotides long. RefSeq names its product adenylate cyclase type 5-like. Bases 2148 to 3575 code for a protein of 475 amino acids. Gene Ontology annotation, molecular function: adenylate cyclase activity. The transcript has 9 exons. Gene Ontology annotation, biological process: adenylate cyclase-activating G protein-coupled receptor signaling pathway; adenylate cyclase-inhibiting G protein-coupled receptor signaling pathway; intracellular signal transduction. Lineage: Eukaryota; Metazoa; Arthropoda; Insecta; Hymenoptera; Formicidae. The record is from RefSeq and is a predicted model, not a curated record.
CGCGCGGCAUCCGUGUGAGGCGUAUCGCGCACGUUUCUACACCGGAAGGCCGGUCGAUCGAACCGGUCGACGAACUCUCUUAACACGAACGCUCCGCGAAAUCGCGCUUACUCCGUCAUUCCGAGAAGGCCGAAGGCCUGAGUGAUCUCAUCCUCGUUCCGCCGGUCCUCGAAGCGGAAGAGCCGAACAGGAUCAGCUGAUCGUCAAUCGAACAAAGUGCGAAAUCCGCUCCUCUCGGAUCGAAGUGCAUCGUUCUGCUAUGAUAAGAGUGCGUCGCCAAUAUAUUCGCGAGAAUCGCGACGAGUGAUCGGCUCCGGUAAGAGUCCUCCUGAAGGAAGCAUCUUGCGCGCGAGAGGCCGAUAAGGGUCGAUCAGUUCGAUCUCUAUCGGACGCGGGAAUUCGUUCGGAAGUAACCGUUUCAAAUCUCGAUUAACGUCGAGUUCGAUCAACCGUCGGAUCGGAGAAGGAAAGUGGAAAGGAAUAUACGGACUGAGAAAAGUGAAGAGAAAUAGAGAGAGAGAGAGAGAGAGAGAGAGAGAGAGAGGAGAGGGAGAGAGAAACAUCUCGAUCAGCCGUAAUCUCUCGAUUCCACGUUCGGGACGCUCAGGACGAUAAUCGUCAUACAGUGGCACGCAUAUCCGUGACUACGCGUGUUAGGAACAUUAAGGGAACGCAUGUUGCGAGCAUUAAGAGCCGUGCAUCGAGAACACUUCGCGCGGGAGGGAAUCGAGCACCGAUAAUUCGGAUCGAUCUCGCGUCGAUUAAAUUCAAAAUCGAGCCAAAGGGAACGCGCCCAGAGCGAAGCUCGAGGAGCUGCGUCGAAUUGCACGCGAGUUUCAAAUUGCCGCGCGAUGCAGCUCUGAAAAAUGGUAUGAAAGAAUAACGGGAUAAUAGAAGAAAAAUUGUAGGACGCAGCGUCUCGCGCGGAUAUAUAUACAAGAAGCAACGCUGCGAGCGUUCUCCUCCUUUCAUUCGCUUAAUGUAAAGUGAAUGAAAAUUUCCGAGACACGAAAUCCCGAUAUCCGCAAAUAACGUAAAUUUCAGAGACGAGCCGAGAAUUUCGAGUGCGUGAGAAUAUAUAAGGAAAGAAAAGCGGAAGAGAACCGCGAGGUGUUACACGGAGAGAUUAAACGAUCUCGCGCGGAAAUUAAAAUCCCCGGUUACGUGUUAGACGUUAUUUAAUUACAUGAAAGGAAAAAAAAACAGAUGGAAGCUGCAGCAAAAUCCUGAAUACAACUGAUAAUUUCGAGGGUACUCGAGACAAUACGGACGAGGCAAUAUCCCCGCGGAGUUUCGCACAUGUGGAACCGUUGUAUUCCUCCGCACGCGGUAUCCCGAGGUUCCCUCGACGGAGGGUAUAAUCUCUCUUCUUACGCGCUGGAGAAACUUGUCAUAACAAUACUCGCGGGAUAGAAGAGCGAGGCGCACCUCCCACCGUAUCCCCUCGCCGCUCUCGUGGGAUAAAGAAAAACGCUAAAUGUACUGGUAAUAAGCGAAAAGAUAAUAAUACAUUUAAUCCCGGCCGCAGGAGAAGCGCACUCCGGGAAGAAAAUAAUUUCCUCUCCUGAUAUCGCGCACGCUCGGAGUUCGCUGCGGUCUCGCUGGAUCGCGGACCGGAUGUGGAUCUCCGUCCGAUAAGGGCGAUCCGAACGGGCACCGAAUUCGCGGAAUCACUUCGAGACGCUGCGAGACUUAUAAUUCCGACGCCCUUAAAUGCCACCGUUUCGACGCGUGCAUUUCGUCGUUGCAUCCGAGUUCCGUCUGUCCGAGGCACUUGUGGCACGCGACGCUCGUACACACGAGGGACAAGGACGGCGAUCUUCGCGCGCGGCCACGCGUUCGCUGCGGAUUCGAGGGAGCCCGCUGUAUGUCGUGUCCGUGUUUGAAAGGGCUCGACGCGCCUCGUGAAAAGCCGACUCGCCGCGCGACAAUCCGUGGGAUGUUGCCGAGAGGAUCAGUCUGAAGAGCGAGAGGGAAAGAGAGAUAGAAAAGAAGAGAAGCCCAUAAUGAUGGAAGAUGUUCUGAGGUCCGGCAUGACGCGAGGAGAAACAUGAAGUAACGGAUAGCGAACGCAUCUUCGCUGCCCCGGAGGGCUCCUCAGCGUCUGGAAGCAAAAGACACCGGUGGACACACGGAGAAAUUACGGCAUGGAUUUCCCGAAGCGGGAGUGGAGCCACAGGCUCAGUCUUCGCGGUAGCCGUAGGGCUCACGAGGGCGAAAUCGGACACAGGACGAUAACUGGGGCCCCCAGGACCACCAGAAGAUGGGCGAGCCUCAGACAACAUGUGAGCAGCAGUAAUGACGGCGGUAAACCUCGCGUCGAACUGCUGUUUAAUACGUCGGGCUCCAAACCCUCGACGCCGUCCUCGCAACCGCACACCCCUAACACACCGAAAACGCCGCACACCCCGCCCAUCAAGAAGUCCAAUUGGGAGGUCAUCGAGCACUUCACCGGCGCGCCGCGUCCCUCCAUCAUCACGAUGGCUCGAGGAUCGGAGAUCGGCGUGGCACCGACAACCGGAAGGGAGUCCGUGACGGAAGCUGCAGCGAACGUAGGGAUCACGCAGCACACGCGGAAAUGCGCUCUGAGCAGAUUCCUGAGCUCGCUAUGUGGCUCUCAUCAUUUCAAGAACCUGCAGGUUGAAAUGCUGUACCAACGCUACUUCCUACGUAUGAAUCAAAGUAACAUGACACAUGUGCUCGGUCUACUGGUCGGUUUGGCGCUGGCACUGGGCCUACUACUUAUCAUGAAGUUAAUGCUGACCGGCAACCAGCCGCUCUUCACGCUCCUACAGAGACCCGAAAAUCUUUCCCUCGCGAUCACCCUGGUCACCUGCAUCGCUGUUUACGCCGUUUUAGUGGCUGCCAUCUCCAGACCAGGCAUGAAUGAGAUAUGGCUGGCGGGUGUCAGUGGCGCGGUGCUGGUCACCCUGCUGGCGCUGCAGGUGACCCUGAGCAUUCAUCUGGCGCGGCUGCACGAGGUGGGCCGCGAGAGUACCGGCGAUACGUCAUACUCGAAGUCGAAGGACCUUCGAACCGGGGGACCCCUCGCCGCCGCCUUGACGGUCUGCUUCUUCAUCUACAUGGCCUACGCCCUUCUGCCGAUCAGACUCAGGCACGCCUGCAUCGCCGGGAUCGUCUUCUCGGCCGCCCAUCUCGUCGGCGCCUUCCUGCUCUACCCACAGUAUCCAUCCGUGAUUGCACACUUGCUGAGCUCGAUCGUGGUAGUUGGCGGGACGAACGUAGCCGGCGCACUGACACAUCACCCACGGGAAUUGGCGCAAAGACAAGCAUUUCUUGAAACCCGACAAUGUGUCGAAGCACGCCUGACCACGCAGCGAGAGAAUCAGCAACAGGAGAGGCUUUUGCUCAGCGUAUUACCGAGACACGUCGCCAUGGAGAUGAAAGCCGAUAUAGCCGGAAAGCCGAAGGACACGAUGUUUCACAAAAUUUAUAUUCAAAGACAUGAGAAUGUCAGCAUUUUGUUCGCCGAUAUCUGUGGAUUCACCUCGCUCUCCGAUCAAUGCACUGCCGAAGAGCUCGUCAGAUUGCUCAACGAACUUUUUGCACGGUAA